AUGAAUACAUCUCAUGGACAAAAUAUGGGUUCUCCUUUAAAAGAAAAUAAUGAUGGAAGAGAAGGACGCAGAAUAUCAGUAUCAUCUACAGAUUCUUCGGACAUGCUAAAUGAUCUUUCGGAAAGGUGUGCUGAUUUCGGAUUGAGCACCUCUCUUUUGGAAAAAGAGGCUUUUGCAGCGAUACAUGAAGUUGGAUUUGCUGUUCAAAUGAUAUCAAUGCCAAAAUCACUGCCAAGGAGUCCCAAUUUAAUUUUUAUGAAUCUCAUCACUUUAGAAGGCUUUAUGUAUUGUAUUGAAUUGACUCAGCGUGGAUGGCGCAUUGCGUCAGAUCGUCUCGACAGUAUUGGCAAUGAAUGUCGAAAGCGCGAGUCAUAUACUCGUUAUUUUGAAACAAUUAAUCAGCUGCUCAAUGUGAUUUCACCUGAAUUUCGAAAUCAGUUUGCUAAAAAGCUCAGCACUAAACUUAGUGCUCUAGCCAGUGAAAUUUCGGGUUUCAAAAGCACUUAA
Molecule: messenger RNA, 507 nt
Organism: Thelazia callipaeda (thelaziosis nematode)
Lineage: Eukaryota; Metazoa; Nematoda; Chromadorea; Rhabditida; Thelaziidae
Source: the annotation of a GenBank genome assembly